AUGCUGUCUGUCAAAUAUUCAACUGAUAUUUUGUCUAUUAAAUAUUCAACUGAUAUUCUGUCUAUUAUAUAUUUAACUGAUAUUCUGUCUGUCAAAUAUUCAACUGAUAUUCUGUCUAUCAAAUAUUCAACUGAUAUGCUGUCUAUCAUAUAUUCAACUGAUAUGCUGUCUGUCAAAUAUUCAACUGAUAUGCUGUCUACCAUAUAUUCAACUGAUAUUCUGUCUAUUAUAUAUUCAACUGAUAAUCUGUCUAUUAAGUAUCCAACUGAUAUUCUGUAUAUGAAAUAUUAA
Lottia gigantea (owl limpet) is the source of this 291-nucleotide messenger RNA. RefSeq lists its product as hypothetical. The coding region runs from base 1 to 291 and encodes 96 amino acids. NCBI's taxonomy places the organism in Eukaryota, Metazoa, Mollusca, Gastropoda, Lottiidae. The record is from RefSeq and is a predicted model, not a curated record. The transcript has a single exon.